Linepithema humile (Argentine ant) is the source of this 1123-nucleotide messenger RNA. RefSeq names its product origin recognition complex subunit 5. The record is from RefSeq and is a predicted model, not a curated record. Lineage: Eukaryota; Metazoa; Arthropoda; Insecta; Hymenoptera; Formicidae.
GAAUUUUGGUACCGAAGCAUUUAUUUACUUGCAGAGUUGAAGAAACGUCAUUAAAAACGCGCAGUGCAUUCAAGAAAUAAUGAAGUGGUUUUUGUUCCUGAUGACAAUUGCCAUUUGGCAAUUCGUACAAGUAACAGGCAAUCCUGUGAGUCAACGGAAACCUCGGGAUCUGCUAAAUCCAAUGUUUCCGGUUGAUUAUCCGCUCGAAGCGUUGUAUACAGGCAAUCCUGCGAGUUUUGCGAAUUCUCCGGUGCAUCAAACAUAUCCAACGAAUGCAUAUGCGCUUGCAUAUGCGAUCAAACGUUACGCAAAUGUGAUCACAAGUUACGCAAAGGCGGUCACACAUUACGCAAAAGGCUUCUGGGAAUUAUUAACAGAAGUUCCAAGUAAAAGAAAAAGAAACGACGAAGAAGGAAAACCUACGAGCCACGUACAUAAAAGAGCAAUCAAUUUAGCAAAAUUUACAGAUCUAAUGCGAUUUGAUAAAAAUUUUAACUCCGUUGAUGAAGACUAUGAUAUAAUCAAUAUUGGAGACGAUAAUAAAGAUGAUAAUAAAGACGAUAAUAAAGACAAUAAUAAAAACAAUAAUGAAGAUAAUGAGACAUCACAUGAGAAUAUUCAAGAAGAUACAAGUGAACAUAUAGAUGAAGAUAAUGAGACAUCACAUGAGAAUAUUCAAGAAGAUACAAGUGAAGACUAUGAUAAAAUCGAUAAUAGAGGUGAUAUUAAGGUUGAUAAUAAAGACGAUAAUAAAGACAAUAAUAAAAACGAUAAUAAAGAUAAUGAGACAUCACAUGAGAAUAUUCAAGAAGAUACAAGUGAACAUAUAGAUGAAGAUAAUGAGACAUCACAUGAGAAUAUUCAAGAAGAUACAAGUGAACAUAUAGAUGAAGAUUAUGAGAUAUCACAUGAGAAUAUUCAAGAAGAUACAAGUGAACAUAUAGAAGAAUUACCGAGACGCAUAUUGCCUUUCCUGUUUUAUUGGGGUAGAGGAUAAGAUCCUUUAUCUGUUCUUUAAUCUGUAAGAGUAAUUAAUUAUCUUCACGAUUGUAUACACAUCUUAAAAAUAGUAUCGUACAUUGGAUGUGUUUUUGAAGCAUGAUAUAAAUUUUUAUUCUAAUAA